Molecule: messenger RNA, 3205 nt
Organism: Seriola dumerili (greater amberjack)
Lineage: Eukaryota; Metazoa; Chordata; Actinopteri; Carangiformes; Carangidae
Product: storkhead-box protein 2-like
Exons: 2
Biological process (GO): positive regulation of transcription by RNA polymerase II
Cellular component (GO): nucleus; cytoplasm
Molecular function (GO): DNA-binding transcription activator activity, RNA polymerase II-specific; RNA polymerase II transcription regulatory region sequence-specific DNA binding
Source: RefSeq, a predicted model, not a curated record
CAACAACAACAACAACAGCCGCAGCAGCAGCAGCAACCUCAGCAAUGCACUUCGCCUCAGUCUGGCAAUGUCACACCAUCUACACCUGGCUGCCUGAGAGAGAGGCCUCCUCGCAAGAAUCACAAUGACUCAUACAAUUCCUAUCGCGAAGACCCCUCCAGACUUCACGCCUCUGCGCUCCAAAGUAAGUCACCAAAGGAGCACAGGGGAGAUUCCUAUCAAAGUAAGCCACCCAAGGAUCACAACGGCGGGGAACCUCCACCGAGCACGUCAGCCAAGGAGCACCGAGGAGAACCACCUUCAUACCCCUACCCCCCACUUCCCACCUCCCCUCCUGUCCAGCAGCAACCGCCGCCUCAAGAUCCAGCCGAUAAGAGCAAAAGCAUCACUUCUUUCCCUUAUAAAACUGACACUCUGACCAAAAAGAAAGAAGGAAGUGGUGGCAACGGAACUGGCGAGAAGCAAUCCAAAAGGUUUGGACUCAGGCUCUUCAGACUGAGUUUCAAGAAGGACAAAAUGCGGCAGCUGGCCACCUUCUCAGCCCAGUUCCCCCCAGAGGAGUGGCCUCUUCGUGACGAGGAUGUGCCAACCACACCCAUUCCCCGCGAGGUGGAGAUGGAGAUCAUCCGCCGAAUCAACCCCGACCUAACAGUGGAGAAUGUGGCAAGGCACACGGCUGUGAUGAAGAGGCUGGAGGAAGAGCGUACGCAGAAGAACAAGGCGGGGUCUUCAGCCCAGCACAGUGCACGCAGCAGGAGGGGGAGGGGCCACCGGAGGGCUCCACAUGGUAAGUCCCGCUCUCAUAGCAAACCCCGGACCUCUAGGGGAGACCCAUCUGAGGGUUCAAACUGGGACCUCGUGUUCAUGGAAAGAGAUUACCGCUUCUUUAGCCACUCGUUAGUUCGCUCGCCUCGGGAGGCCAUGUACACCUUGGAGCGCAGGCGAAGUGGAGGUGCAACAUACCUGGUCCACAGCAACCCCAACAUUACUGAAUCGUACUGCCCUGUUACCCCCGAGUGGGACGUGUCUGGGGAGCUAGCCAAGAGACGGACAGAGAUGCCCUUCCCAGAGCCAUCACGUGGAACGUGCCAGUCCAGAGUGCAAAGAAGUCACAGUCACAAUCAGGACAGGAAGUCGCGUCAUGAGAGGUCCGAUCAAGCUAAAGAACGAUCUCGGUCCAUGGACAACUCUCUCAAGGGCCUGUCACUGGGUGCGCCAGAAGACUUUGAACCCAGUCUGGAGGAGCGUAGUCAUUACUACACUGAUGACGGCACCCUGCGGGCCACGCAGAAGUCCUCCCACUACUCAAGGAUUAUGUUCUCUGCUGCUAAGUUCCACUCUGAUUUUAAUGUGCCUGAUUUGGGGAAAGGGAGUUUGGACGAGUCAAGGAUCCGGAGUACGAUGGAGAGGAACAAAAGCAGAGACAGCUUGCCAACGUACAAUGAGCUAAUGGGACUUUCUCCUAAGCCCUCAACAGAUGAGUACUUCCAGUGCAAUACGUCAAAUGAAACAAUCCUAACUGCCCCUUCGCCUCAGGCAAAAUCAGAAUAUGACACAUUAACCUCAUCAGGGGGACUCCGAAAGGGCUCUCCGGCUGACCGCCAAACGCCUCACCUCACCUCUCCACAUACGAUGGAGUACAAAGAGGACUUGUCGGCAGCAAAGGGACAAAACGGCUCGGUGCGACUGACACCAAGCCAGACGCCAGAGCCGGUGCAAAAUGCCCGUUUGACGCCACACCAACACAAUGUAGAUCCCGGAGGGGGAGGAGGCGGUAUGGUGAUCAAGAGGAAAGAGAUCUUCAGCAAGGACACUUUGUUCAAACCUCCACACAAUGCCUUGUCCACAGGCUACGUGGACAGCAGCUACACCAAGUCCGGCACAUUGCGGAAAGCCUCACAUGCCAAAUCAACAGAGGCCCUAGACAAUCCUGAGCCCCAGCAGCCUUCCAAUUCAGCCACUUCCUCAGCGUCACCUGCAGUUUUACAGGGCUGCUUAGAGCCAACAGUCCCCUCCGCCUCCUUUGACUAUUAUAAUGUAUCAGAUGAUGAGGAAGAAGAAGAGGCAGAGGAGGACUCGCACAAAGAGUUGGCGACAACAGAGGACAACAAAGACCACGGGGAAGUGGGUGGUAACGGUGGAGGCGGCGGUGGUGGUGGGGAGGGAACCAUGCAGUGGCUCCUAGAGCGAGAGAAGGACCAUGAUCUGCAGCGGAAACUGGAGACCAAUCUGACCUUACUCAGCCCCAAGGAGACGGAGAACAGCAGCAGCCAGAAGUCGGCCCACUCUGCCCGUUUGGACAGCAUGGACAGCAGCAGUGUCACAGUGGACAGUGGAUUCAACUCCCCCAGGACACGUGAAAGCCUUGCAUCCAACACAUCCAGCAUUGUGGAAAGCAAUAGACGGCAGAAUCCAGCGCUGAGCCCAGGCCACAUUGGCACCAGUAGUAUGGGACUGCCAUUCAGCUUUCGCGCUAUCCCAGAGCCCCCCACCACACAGCCUGAGAAACUCCAGAAGUCAUCGAACUGCCUGGCCUCCAUCACCAGCGUCUGACAGGCAGCACAGACUGAGACCGUGAACGUGGUGGAGGAGAGAGGAAGAGAGGUGUUUCACCAUUUUGACCCUCGUUUUCCUCAGCCAACACACACAUACAUACACAUGAAAAAAACACGCACUCACACACACACAUCUUCAGACUCCUGAGAAUCCAUUUACUGGGACUGUUACAAAAACAGGCAUGGCUUCAAGAGACUGUUCCCACAGCUUCAAGAACUUUACUGCAAAAAAAGAGAAGAAAAACUACAGAAUAUCAAGACCACAGGAGGUGAAGAAACCUACCUGAAGUACUUUGAUUUUGGUGACAUGGACUCUAGUUUGGCUUAUAUCAAGAUUCUUGAUUAUUGGUAUUGGAAAGUAGUAGACUAUAGGAUUCAAGUUACAUUUGGAAAUAUCAAAAAACUUUUUAUAUUACUUAACAAUACAUGUCCAAUUAAAUGUUCUCCUUCCUGAAAUAGCGUCAAGUUCUUCAGGACGAUUCAAUGUAUCAGCACAAUGUCGAGACAAUAAAAGUUGAUCCUGAGAACAACGAAUGAAAGAUAUAAAAACAUAAAUCAGCUCAGAUUUGUGUACCGCAAUGCAAAUGAUGUAUGUAUACUCGAUACUUUUGAUAUCCUAAUUAUUAUAAUGGUGGUAUUAAAGAUGCUAU